AUGUCUUCAGUUCACUACAAAUUCAAAGCAACACUCGAAUACAAAACCUUAACUUUUGAUGGCUUGCAUAUAGGCGUGGAUGAAUUAAAAAAAGCAAUAUGCGAUAAAGAAAACAUUCGAACAGAAUCUUUUGAUUUGUUAAUCACAAAUGCCCACACUAAAAGAGAAUAUACGACGGGGGAAUUGGUCCCAAGAAAUUCUUCUGUGGUAGUUCAAAGAUUGCCGAGAGAUAAUGCUUUGAAAUUACCCAAAGUCCAGGAUACAGCAAAUAGCGGGAUUGUUCAACGUUCUGCAGGCGUUUUUCAAACUUCGACCUACAUUAGUCCGGAUGAUUUUUCGAAGCUUACUGAAGAACAGAGGAUUGCCCAUGUAAAACAAGUUUCUGCAGAGAAAUACAGCGCUGCAAACUACCAAAGACGAGCAAUUGGAAUCAUGUCUGGACCUCCUCCACCGACUUAUGUUUGCAAUCGUUGUGCUCAACCUGGUCACUGGUACAAAAGCUGUCCAUUGGUAAUUUCACUUCUCUUCUUCCUCCUUUCCACAUUGAUGAUGAGGAAAUCGAGUGAUCGGGGAAUUUUUAAUCAACAAUGGCCUAGAACGGUUUUUCUUGUGUUUUGCCAUUGAUUCCUCUCAGCGUUUGAUUAAUUCCUUUAUUUUUUAAAUUUUUUAUAAUUUUUUCUGCAAUUUAUUUGCAACAAAUUUAUUUUUAUUUCAAAAAUGGGAAUUAUUUUUGAAAAAUUUUUUUGAUUAAAUUUUCGUGGUUUUUUGACGAUGAUGAAACAACCUUAAUGGUGAGGGACAUUUUUCUUCCAAAAAUUGAUUUUGUGUUCUGAUGAGUUCUGAGGGUUUGUUGAUACACUUUAUUGUUGUAUUUAGACAAUCUGAUGUUAUCAAGUGAGAGGUUUUCACCUUUUAAUUCUUUUCUUCUAACAUUAGGGUUCCCGGGUUGUGAAAAGCUUUUUCAGCUGCGAUUUUAAGAACUAGGUUUAUUACUUAUUUUAGUGUGUUCGUGUUUGUCUAACCACAUUUGAAUUUUGCUGUUUUAAAUAUAUUUGACAGCUAAUUUUUAAGGAAAUAGCCUGCACAUCUCGUUGUGCUCGAUUAAAACCGGGAAUUGCCCCGCUUUCAUACAUUUUACCUUUCUCACAAAUUUCGGUCCUUUUUCACCUUUAUUGAACUUUUAAAGAUUGAUACUAGAGAUCGGCCUGGGUCUGCACCAAGGCCUGGGUUUUUUUAUAGUCAGGCCCAUGUCCAGGCAUUUUUUACCUUCCUGGAUUUUUCCUGGACUACAGGCCUAGGUCAAUAAAUCAAACCCAAUAAUAGGCCCAGGCUUUUCAAAAAUUCCGAUCUCUAAUUAAUAAAAGGAUUAAGUUCCGAUUAAAUUUGGUUUUAUUAUUUUAUAUUUUUUAACCCGCUUCGAAUGUUAAUUUUCGUUUCCCAGUUUUAUUAUUUUUUUUUGUUAUCCUCCUAUUUUUUUAAAUAUUUCUCCAAUUUCGUAUUAU
Messenger RNA from Meloidogyne enterolobii, 1502 nucleotides. Lineage: Eukaryota; Metazoa; Nematoda; Chromadorea; Rhabditida; Meloidogynidae. The record is from the annotation of a GenBank genome assembly.